GAUGGCAGCGACCAGUAAAACGCAAAUUCACUGAAUUACAACAUACAUUUUCACAGAUUUUUCAUUCUCCAACAGCCACAAUGGGCGAUCGGACCGAAAUUUUAGGCUUUAAACCUCAAAGAGAAACUAGUUAUGGCAAAUUCCUUCCUUAUGCGCAUCUGGUAGACGCAGAAUCGAACGUUCAACUGGCCGACAUCAAGGCUCAUCUUGCCAAAACAGUUCAGCUCAGGGACUUGAAAAUAGGGGCAACCCAUUGGACUGGACAGUUACAGAAAUAUAUUCGACUUUAUGGAAGAAAGUUCUCAAAAGAAGACCACGUUCUGUUCAUCAAACUUCUAUUUGAAGUUCUUGUUCAACCAGAUCAAGAGUUGUCAUUGGUUCACAAGUUUUCAAAUCUACUUGUCACCCUCUUAAAAAAAACAGAACUUUUGACGAGAGAUGACCUUGUAUUGCCAUGGAGACCACUGUAUGAACUCCUUGAGGCAACAGUAUAUUCACCAUAUGAACCUCAUGGGCUACAGCUUCUGCCAGUAAAUAUAGAUAGUUCCUUGAAGAGCCUUGUUCGAGUAUGUCGACCAUACUUCAGUGUGGAGUCCACCCAGGAGAUGUUAGAUGAGUGGCGUCCUCUUUUAUGUCCAUUUGACGUGACCAUGCUUAAGGCUGUUUUAUACUUUGAGUUGUUUCUACCAACACUACUACCCCCUGAGCACCACGAUAGAGGAUUCAAGUUAUGGUUAGAUGAAUUUCUUGGCAUCUGGGACACAUGUCACAAUACUCCACAGUGGGAAGGGCAUUUGCUCUGUCUCUUUGCCAGAGUUGCAGACAACAACAAAGGAUACAUUGAUUGGGAACCAUGGAUACCAAAGGUUUUUACGCGUAUUUUAAGAAACCUGAAUCUUCCAGUCGGUGCACACAAGAUGCAGGUGACCAGGCCUAGCAGCACCUUUGAUGUUGGAACAAUAUCUUACUGGAUCUCUGUCAUGUUGGGAGGUGGAGGUGUCAUCAUGGAUCAUCUGACAAUGUUUUUCAAGGCAACUGAGAACUUCUAUCACCCUUCAAACUUUGGAAAGUGGACAACCCGUUUACCAAAGUUUGUUGGUAGAAUGACAGCAUCUGUUAUGAAAAGAAUUCACACUGAGAGGUAUAAACCAACCUGGAACACUGCUACACCUGAUAACCGGAAGUUGACGGAUGAUGACAUCACAGCAUUCGUCAAGUGCACCAAGGAUGUGGUGCUCCUAUCUAUGUUCAGUAAGAUCGGCAGUCAUGAUGCUGCCUUGGCAUACCAGCAUCUGGCUGCUAUGAGGCCGGAGAUCAUGAUACCUCCAUUGUUGGAAAGGGUGUACCCAGCCAUGGAGACGCUGAUUGAACCUCACCGCCUCAUAUCAUGUAUGAACUGUGUAGUUGCCUCGUCAAGACCUUUACUGAACAAGACCGAAUACUUCUCUGAGGGGCGGUCGCAUGUGAUUCCACUUCUGUGUCUCAGUCUGCCAGGGAUUGACACGAACGAUGUCAAGAAGUGCUUGACGACUUUCCAACUGAUCUCAACCUUUGUGUCAUUGGUGACGAUUGCCGAUUGCUCAAAUGCGAUUCACAUCAGGAGUGACUUGACAGACGACGAGCGUGAGCUCUGCUCUGCAACAGCGCAGUGGGAGGACUUUGUUCUACAAUUCAUUGAUAGGGUGAUUACACUGAUCAACAACUACGCGCAGGACAAUCAUACCCACGCUGCACAUGCCUCUCAGACUGAACAGAGUCUGACACCAGAAGAACAUAUCAUUGAGAUAGGACUCCUGUCGACAUUCAACUCUAUGUUACAGCAAUGUUCAACACCAAUUUAUAAAUCAGCGCUUAAGAAAUUAUUCACGUUUGUUACAACCAGUAUUUACGAGAUCCGGGUCGCAGGAAGAUUUGCCGGCGACUUGGUGAGAGCGGCAUGUAAGGCAAACCCUGAGUUGUGUCUCAAAAAGUUCCUACCUCACUUCUGCAGAGUCAUUUCUGCACACAUCACGGCGGAGGAAAUUGCCAAAGAUGAAAAAGUGGACGCUGAGUUGCUAUGGAACCUGACCUUGCUUUCUGAGGUUAUCCGUUGUGAUGGCUCCUACCUUCUACCCUACAAGGAUCAGCUCCUUGAGGUGCUAGAGUUCGCCCUGAGUCUACAGGCAAAGGAAGGCUAUACUGCCGCAGCUGGUAUGCUUGAACAUAUGUUAAAGGUCCUCACGCAGAUUUAUGUGACAGAGUACAGGAGCGUGAUAGGUGGAUGGGAGAGACCCCUGGAGGAAAAUCUGCCAAUUAGGGAUUGGGGAAAGGCAGGAAACUUCAAUGAAUUAAAUGUACAGUGGCACAUUCCCUCUGCUGAAGAGAAGGCUUUGGCUACUGAAUUACUGCGCAGAUACCUACUGCCCGAGCUGGAGAAACUCAAGAAAUUCACCGGAGGAGAAGCUAUGGCCAGGGAAGAAGUAUUGCGGAGCCUCACUAAGAUUGACCAUUGCAUCCUUGGAGCAGCUGCUGCCUUACCAUGGUGGAAGGGUGAACCUGUCUCAUUAGUUGUGAGCCAGAUUCCAUUGAAAAGACACAAGCAGACUGCUGCGUUAGAUGAUGGCAUUGAUUUGGAUGGGGAGAAUGUCCGUGAGAUGAUCGCCAAUGUUCUAAGGACAGUUGUUGAUUACAUGCUGAACACAUGUGAAGACGACACGAAGAGUUUGACUAAGCUGAUCAAAGUCUAUCAUGGUCUGUUGUUCUAUACUGGUGUCAGGAAGGAUGACCUUGAUGGACGAUGGAAGAGUUUCAAGGUCGUCAAGAAAGCUAUGGAAAACCUGCUUCUUGGUAAAAAGUACCAUAUCCGGGCACUGAUGAUUGACCGGGUCCAGCUGCAGCACGAGUUGCGGGUCCUCAAUAGAUAUGAGAAGGUCUUCACACAGCUUCACAAGAACAUGUUUGAGGACCUCUUCAAGUUGUCGAUCAGCCGUUACAGUGAAGUGAGGAAGAAAGCCCAAGCCGCCCUUUCCUCAGGGUUCUUCCUGCUUGCCUAUUCCUACAAGUCACUGUUACCCGAGAUAGUGAAGUACCUUAGGAAUGAUCCAGAAGUUGAACAUCACCAGUUCAAGGGCGCCCUUUUUGUGAUUCUCGGCACCAGCAAGCGUUGCCUUGCUGCCAAGCGCAACUGGGAUGUGCUGGAGCUCCUAUGGCCUGCCUUGGUCCAGGCCCAGCAUUCAGAGAAACCCUCCAUUCUCCGACUGAUUGAUAGUAUAGCAGACAAGAUCCAUAAAGAUGUAGAAUCUCCUGCGAUCUCAGUCAAGGUAUCAGAGAGUUGUAUUGAAGCAUCAAAAGCCUUCUGGUAUGACGAUGCUGCACCUGUGCUAUCAAUCAGUUCAGCUACUGAGGAUGAAAUGGAUGCUGCCAAACAGGAGGAAAUCACAAGAAGGGAUAAGGCAUUGGCAACCUACAACAAUCUGUGUAAAACUCUGGUCGGUCUAGUGGAUAAUGGCAACUUACUAUGGAAGUUCUGCCACAUGAACAUCGAGCUACUGACUUUGAUGCUGCGUCAUGAUGUAGAGGUUCCCCUGGAGAUGGUGACCAUGUUUACAAAGAAUAUCAUCAAUGAGACUCUAAAUGUUAGGAAGAUUUGUAUUGGUGCUACCGUUGGUAUCUUGAAGUCUCAAAAGAGGGCGGCCAAGCGCGUGAUGGUUGACCCGUACGAGGUAGGCAAGGUUGCUGCACCAACUGAGACGCGUCCCGGUGAUCGCCCCGACAGUACGUGGCAUCACUACCGAGAGGAUUUUCCCCUGACUAACGAGUCUUGGGAAACAACUGUGUUCGUUGAGAAGACACAUUACGGGUACUGGACAUGGCCAAAGAAGCUAUGUGUUUAUGCGCCUCCCAGCCAGCAGCCUCCUCUUGAUCGCAGUAGAGAGCAGCUGGCCGAAGGGGAGAGGGUCAUCUUUGACUCGUUCUCUGAUGCAGCUUUUGUGGAGAAGUUGAUUGGAUUCAUGUCCAUGGAGGAGCAGAAGGGAAAGGAUAAAUUCUCAAGCAAGAACUACAUGCUCUUCAAGGGCUUGUUCCGAAACUUUGGUGAUACUUUCUUGCCAAUCUUGAAGCCUCAUAUAGAGAAACUCGCCAACGAUACAAAACAUGACACGCAUGACAGUAGUCACAGAUGCGCUGCUGAAAUCAUCGCCGGGCUCAUUCGAGGGUGUAAACAUUGGCCUCUCCACAAGGUUGAGGCAAUGUGGUCAUGGUUGGUGCCUAUCAUCAAACAAGUGCUCAAUAAGAUGACAGUGGAGAGUAUAGCUGAGUGGGGGACGUGCUUCGCAACUGCCUCAGAAAGUCGAGACCCACGCAAACUGAAGCCAAUGUUUGACUUGUUAAUGGAGACACCUCUCAACAGCGAGGGUGGAUCGUUCAACAAUGCCAGUCGUCUGUAUGUUCUCCAAGGUGCUCUAGCUCAACAGGAAUGGAGGGUGCCGCAGUUGCUGUUCAAGUUGUUAGAUUACCUAUUGCCGUUCUUGACGCACUCGUACAAGAAUGUCAGGGACAGGUUAGGCAGUGUCCUAACAAAUGUCUUCAUCUGUGAUUACAUGGUUCCGUUCGGUUGUCCAACGACCUCGCCCCAGCGGCCUCCAUUCAUUGAAAAAUUGUUACCACUACUGGAAAUAUUAGUUGAUACCACACCAAAUGGAGAGAAGUCUGAUGGAGAGGGAGCUUCAACGCCAGAUGGCGCAAGUGGCAGUGUGAGCCCAGCGAGUCCAAUGAAGACGGACUCACCACUGCAGGAGACAUCAACUCGUAUGGAAGUCGACGAUGAAAAUGGUGAAGACAGUGAGAGGAAAACAAGCAUUAGACUAGCUAAAACAGUGAUGAAAUGGUUAAAUAAUAGCUAUGGACGGAUGUUGUACUCCUCGCCACCUGAAAUCUUCCAGUUUCUGCCCUUGUUAUGUCAGGUAGAGAGUGACUCAACAGACGAUGAGUUGAGACAUGAUGCCCUCUUCUCGCUGGGCUGUAUGGCCCAGGCCUUGGUCAAACCAGAGAAUAUACCAGCUCUUCUGGAAGCAAUAACAAAGAUCUCCAACAUGGCGUCCUGGCAUGCUCGAGCCAAUGUCCUAAGUUUCCUACAGGUGCAUGUGUUCUGCAACUUCUUCGUCCUACAAGAUCCUAAGCUGAAGGUGAAGAUCCAGGACAUUGUGGUGCAUCUUCUGUGCGAUGACCAGCUCGAGGUCCGGGAGAAUGCUGCCAUCACACUUGGUGGCUUGCUGCAUUGUGGAUACCUGGAGAUGAAUGCUACAUUAAUGAGUCACUUUGAGAAACUCAGUGGAACGAAAUUGAAGAAGAAGAAGAGGAAGUUUACCGAACCAUUAACCUUGGAGCUGUUGAUUAAGAGGCAUGCUGGAGUCCUCGGCCUGAGUGCCUGCGUCCAGGCCUAUCCUUACGACGUACCGGAGUUCAUCCCUCAGAUCCUGAUGGACCUCAGUGAUCAUUUAGACGAUCCACAACCCAUUCAGGGGACUGUGAAAAAGACUUUGUCAAACUUCCGCCGAACACACCACGACAAUUGGCAAGAUCACAAACAGAAGUUCACAGAUGAUCAGCUUGUUGUCCUAACCGAUGUCUUGGUCUCACCUAAUUAUUAUGCCUAACGAGGUCCCUGUGGCUAUUAACGAGGUCAUACUUGGGGCUUGUAGCCCUGUCAAGAUUGUCCACCCAUGCCACUAUUACAAUAACUGAGAGAAAUCAAAACCACAUAUGGUACGACCGUGCCUAACUUUCCCGGUUUAUUGGGAGGGGGGGGGGGGGGUAUGAAACUGUAUACAUGUAGAUUUGCAAGAGAGAAUAAACUACCUGUAAUUUAUUUAUUCAUUGAAAGUGAUUUUAUUAAUUCUGGAUAACAUUGUUGUUUAAAAAAAUAUUUCUCAUGUCAAAGUUCAGUCCCAGAACUAUCAAUUAUGCGUGUACACUAGAAGGAAUGAUGAAAACAAAUCUGAUUGAUGCGAUUGACUUGGACAAAGGAUAUUUCCUGUUGCUGCGAUUGUCACUGUUGUUGCCCGUGUGCACCACACUCAAAGGGACUGUAUGCAGGAGCUGUUGAAUCUUAUUUGUGGUCUCUAUAUGACGAAUACAUGUAUGCUCAGUUUAGGAACUGGGUCUAGUUUACAUGUAACAUUCAUUUGGUUCAUGUCUAUAGUCUCCCUUAAGUGGCUGUCAUUCGUGAUAAUUGAGAAUUGUGAUCCAGAACAUAUGUAUGUGUUCCUUAUUACUGUGGUCCACAUCGUUCCAGCAUCUUUAUUCAUUAGAAUCAUUUCUUUUCUCUAGAUGCAGUACAAUAGAAGAAUAUCGGCUUACAACAAAGACUUCUCGAUCCUUGAUUAAAUUGUAACUUAUUUAGAAUUGGUGGUUUUCAACCAACCCGGGGUAUAGCAAAUGAUAGUGCCAUCCCUUGGGCCUGCACCUUCUUGGUGCAUGUAUAGUGGUCACUUUGUAGUUAAUUGGCUGAAGUUGCCUGUUACAUGUAUAUUUGGUGGGUUGCUAACUUGAAUCAUCUGGUGAGGGCUCUGCCAUGAUAGGGAAGAUAUUCCUUUAUGUCACUGUAUUGGAAAUAAUACUAGAACUUGUCCGCUUGUUGGAUUGUUUAUCUUGGUAUUCCGUUUGUCCUGGUUUUAUUUCCUCCCGAAUCCUGAAUGUCACCCUGUUAAAUUAGCAAUUGUUUGAGUGUUCAGUUUUGUGAUCGGCUCCCAGACUUCCCUGUGUUGAAGAUUAGAAUAUUUGUGCAUAAUUAAAUUGUCACAAUCAGCCCAUCGUAUUGGAGAAGAUCGUUACAUUGUGUGGCUCCAUAAACGAGAUGUCAUUCACAAUCUCCAUCAAUAUUGCUCGCGUAGCUUCCAGUAGGAAUAAAUUUUCUACUUAAAUCCACUUCUGUAGUGAACAACAGUUCAGUUUUAAACUUAAAAAGAUUUUGCAGCUUGUUGAUAUGCGUACAUUGGGGGUGAUUGAGUGCCAUUACAGUCUCAUCAAAAUGGCAAGCCUCAACCAAUGCAAUUAGAUUCUUGAAAUUUUCAUCAAAAAAUGUUUAAUAAUGGCUCUAAGAUAGAAAAACAACAUGAAGUACAACAUCAAGGAAGCAUUAGGGGUGAAGCUGGGACUAGUUUUCUGACCAAAAUGAUGGUUGAAUAUUGUCUUCAUGUAGUUUUCAAUCUUUCUUGUUGAUAAUUGUAUAAAACAUCCUUUUUGUACAAAUAUAUAUAAACGGCUUCUUAUAAUGUACAUGUAUAUCUGCAAUGGUUUUGGAGGUUUUAUUUGUGUAUUUAUGUACGUAAGUAUAUACUGAUGGUUAUGUACAUGAAUGUUAUUUUCGAUGUGUGCUGUAGAAAGAGAAUCUAAGAAACAUCCGAGCAUUGUGAAAAGAAAGUUGAAGAAGUAAUACAAAAGACAGAAAUACCAA
This is a messenger RNA of Lineus longissimus, 7432 nucleotides long. Its product is annotated as proteasome activator complex subunit 4-like. NCBI's taxonomy places the organism in Eukaryota, Metazoa, Nemertea, Pilidiophora, Heteronemertea, Lineidae. The transcript has 39 exons. The record is from RefSeq and is a predicted model, not a curated record. The coding region runs from base 81 to 5633 and encodes 1850 amino acids. Gene Ontology annotation, biological process: proteasomal ubiquitin-independent protein catabolic process. Gene Ontology annotation, cellular component: cytosol; nucleus. Gene Ontology annotation, molecular function: proteasome binding; peptidase activator activity.